Molecule: messenger RNA, 802 nt
Organism: Anastrepha obliqua
Lineage: Eukaryota; Metazoa; Arthropoda; Insecta; Diptera; Tephritidae
Exons: 3
Coding region: 93-431 (112 amino acids)
Source: RefSeq, a predicted model, not a curated record
CAAUCGCAAUUAAAGUAAAUUAAAAUUAAAUAAGAACUGCACUACAUUUUGCUAUACAGCUAAGUUAAUUUAAAACAAAACUAACCGAAAAAAUGAAAUUCUACGUGUGCGUUGUUGCUGUUUUUGCUGCUGCUUUCGCCAGCCUGUGCUUUGUGAGUGAAGCAGUGGUGGCACGCGCCCAAUACAAAAACUCAGCUUACCCCGGCAAAUGUGUCAUCUCCGAAGAUUUGAUUCUGUCGCCUGGUCAAACCGGUAAGGCACCCAACAAUCCCUGCGCCAGCAUCAAGUGCCUGGACGAUGGAAAUGUCGAGUUCAGAACCUGUCCUGCUGUGGCGCCACCCAAAGGCUGCAAGCAACGCGACUUCGUCAACGCCAAACGUCCCUACCCGGAUUGCUGUGAACGCACCUACGAUUGCACGCGUAGCUUUUAAGUGAAUAAUACGUCGUGUGCGUAAGCGAACGACAAAGCGGAGAAAAAGGGAGAAACGAAGCGAUAUAACAACUCAGAAAUACCCAUCAGUAACCACAUAGAUACGUCGCCGCCAUUAAGCCCAUCCACACCAGCAUUAACCACUUUGUCAGCAUUAUAGCCAAUAAAAGCGUCACGAUCAUUCGACACCACCGUCAUUACCACCAUCAUCCUCAGCAUCUCGGCAUCUCAGCGGUAUCAUUUUAAUCAUCGGCAAUUACAUAGUGCCAUCAUAGCCAUUUGCUUCCUCAUUGCCGUUGUGAGGUGUGAGUCAAGCCACAAACACGCCCCGCAUUGUUCGGCGCCAGCACACUUGACAUAUGCGCACACGCU